CAUUCAAAAUGGCCGACACAGAGUGCAACUGAAAAAUUUUUGGCUGUAAUAUUUUGCUGCCUUUAGAGAACUCAUACCUUGUAGCUGACUUGUAAUAACCAGUUGUUUAUGAUGGUUUCUGCAAUUAUUUCACGUGUAGUGAUAUUAGUAUUUGGUACCCUUUACCCUGCAUAUGCUUCAUACAAAGCAGUCAAAACAAAGAACGUCAGAGAAUAUGUUAAAUGGAUGAUGUACUGGAUAGUGUUUGCCUUGUUCACAUGUGCAGAGACAUUUGCAGAUAUAUUUUUGUCUUGGGUUCCAUUCUAUUAUGAGGCGAAAAUUGUAUUUGUCCUGUGGCUUUUGUCACCUGCCACCAAAGGCUCAAGUAUAUUGUAUAGGAAGUUUGUGCAUCCUCAGCUGACAAAGCGUGAACAAAAAAUAGAUGCUUAUAUCCAGCAGGCCAGUGACAAAGGUUACAGUGCCAUUCUCACAGUAGGCUCAAAGGGACUCUCCUAUGCAAGCAAUGUUGUGGUGCAGACAGCCCUCAAGGGCCAUGGAGCAGUAUUAGAUCACCUCAAGAAGAGCUAUAGCAUGAGUGACUUGUCUGUAGAAGGCAGCAGCACUGCUGUAGGGCCCAACGUGCCCCCUGUGAUACCUGAUAAUGAGGACGAGUUAGAUAACCUAGAUAAUCGCCUUAUUGAAGAGAGAGAAGAGGCUAACAGGAGACUGAGAGAGGGUAGGAAAGAGAAUGAAAUGCUUCAGCAGAAAGGGAAUGCCGGUGCAGGCCAAGAUGAUGUUAUCACCACACGCGACACACAACUCAGAUCAAGGACUUCCAAGUAUUCCCACAAAGAGGCUGCUCAUUACGGAACCCUGCCUCGCACUCGAGCAUCUCGGCGCACAGCAACAACAUCAUCAUCAUACUCAAACUGGAGCUAGUUGUCUACAUUGUGGCAAGUGGCUGGUUCUGGUGACAAUUCUGUUGCAAUGCCAAGCCUGAUCAGCUGGAAUACCAUGUCCUACCUACAUUGCCUCUCUGGAGCAUUGCAGACGCUCUGGAAAGCUUAAUGAAAAGGCCACCCAUAAAAUAUAUUAACCUUAUUAUAAAGAACACUGCUGCAGAUAAAAAGAAACAAGCCAGAAGAACAGCAGAACCUGAUGACAUUCUUGCUGCAGUUCAACCAAAUCAGUAACAUGUGCAAUUUUACAGGACUGCAUGUCUUGCUAGGUGUAGUCCAUAAUGGAGAGAGAUGAUUAGAUGAUUGCAAAUGGAAAACUCAGUUUCUGAAUUACCCCUUCCCAACUGAAGAUUUGUUUACCCAGUUGUUAGCUUUUAAUUGACAAACAGAUCUUGUUGUCAGAUAAGGAUAUACCUGACUGUUUUAUAUCUACAACACACAGAUAGGGUAGUAUCGAAAGACGGAAAAUGAUGGGCAAUGCUAGUAAACUAAUAUUGGGUACUGUU
Lingula anatina is the source of this 1444-nucleotide messenger RNA. Its product is annotated as receptor expression-enhancing protein 1. Gene Ontology annotation, biological process: endoplasmic reticulum tubular network organization. Gene Ontology annotation, molecular function: microtubule binding. The record is from RefSeq and is a predicted model, not a curated record. Lineage: Eukaryota; Metazoa; Brachiopoda; Lingulata; Lingulida; Lingulidae. Gene Ontology annotation, cellular component: cytoplasmic microtubule; endoplasmic reticulum tubular network; endoplasmic reticulum membrane.